AUGUCAACAACAACGAGAGUGGGCAGCAACGCCUGCUUCGGCGGCUCCUGGCAGCGCUACAAGCACGACUCCGAGUGCACGAAGACGCCCAUGGCCUUCUCGGUCUUCGUGCCGCCGGCGGCGACGCCGGAGGCGCCGGCGCCCUGCAUCUUCUACUUGAGCGGCCUCACGUGCACGGACGAGAACUUCGUGCAAAAGGCCGGCGCGGCGCGCGCGGCCGCGGAGCGCGGCGUCGCGUUGGUGGCCCCGGACACGAGCCCGCGCGGCGCGGGCGUCGACGGCGAGGACGACGCCUACGACUUCGGCUCCGGCGCCGGGUUCUACGUCGACGCGACGGCGGCGCCGUGGCGCGACAACUACAACAUGUACUCCUACGUCACGGAGGAGCUCGUCGCCGCGGUGCGGGACGCCGCGCCCGCCGUCGACGUCGGCAGGCGGUCGAUCACGGGCCACAGCAUGGGCGGCGCGGGCGCACUCACAAUUGCCAUGAAGGCUCCGGAGACCUGGACGUCCGUGUCGGCCUUCUCGCCCAUCUGCAACCCGACGAGGGUUCCCUGGGGCAAAAAGGCCUUCGAGGGCUACCUGGGCUCCGUCGAAGCCGGCGCGGCGCACGACGCGUCGGAGCUCGUGCGCAAGGGCGGGCCCUUCGCCUUCGGCGACAUCCUCAUCUCCCAGGGCGCCGACGACGACUUCCUCGUCGGCGACGUCGACCAGCUCCAGCCCGAGGCGUUCCGCGCGGCGUGCGACUCCGUUGGCCAGGGCCUCGAGCUCCGCUACGAGGCGGGCUACGACCACUCCUACUUCUUCAUCGCCACCUUCGUCGACCAGCACGUCAACUUCCACGCCGACCGCCUCCUCGCGCGGUGA
Molecule: messenger RNA, 867 nt
Organism: Aureococcus anophagefferens
Lineage: Eukaryota; Pelagophyceae; Pelagomonadales; Pelagomonadaceae
Exons: 1
Coding region: 1-867 (288 amino acids)
Biological process (GO): formaldehyde catabolic process
Cellular component (GO): cytosol
Molecular function (GO): S-formylglutathione hydrolase activity
Source: RefSeq, a predicted model, not a curated record